GGUGUACGCUUAGGAACAGUCAUGCUUGAUGCCUGCAACAGUUCUGAUGUAGCUUCACUCUUCUUCAAUAAUUUACUCGGAAGUCGCAGUACACUGAAAGAUAAGCAUGGACGGUUUGUGGAUCCUAAUUCUGUUAAGGCUCUCAUUGAGGGAUUUAAUAAUGAUGGGGCCAUGUCAUUCUCAAAAGCUACUCAAAUGUAUGGACUGCCACAGAUUGGAACCGUAGCAUCUAGUUCAUUACUGGGAGAUAAAGUAAUGUACCCACUAUUUAGCCGAACGGUAGAAAGUAAUUAUGUCCAGUCUGUGGCUAUGGCAAAUUUCUUUGCAAAGAAAGGUUGGUAUUACAUUCAGGCAGUCCAUUGCCCUUCCAUGCGUCAUGAUGUUGAAGUGUUAAAGAGAAUGACAGCUGACUUUCAAAUAUGCAUGGCUGCUCAAUACGAAAUGGGUACAGAUGGCACUGCAGCUCAGAUUUUGGAUAAAGUCAGGUCAAAUACAAAUGCAAGAGUCGUGGUUAUGUUUUUGGAGAAGAAAAAUAUCAGACAGAUGCUUCAGGCAAUUAAAGACGCUUCAUGGCAGCAGCAAUUUGUCAUUGUUGGGGGUGAGUCAUGGGGCAGCGAUAAUCUGAACAUAAUGGGUUUUGAGAAUGUUGCUAAUGGAGUAGUAUCGUUCCAGCCUCAAAUAGGCCAGACUUCGAACUUCCAAAACUGGUUAAAUCAAAAACAGCCUAGAACAGCAAUGGAUAUGCCUUGGUUCAGAGAACUGUACGAAAAUGCUUUCCAAUGUUACUUGGAUGCUUCAUCAAAAGGUAUGUUCACAAAUGAAUGUCCUAAUCCAGGUUCUGGAAUGUCUAAUUCUCCCAUUUACGAGUUCUGGUACCAGAUGACGACAUCAAUCAAUGCUGUUUACGUCACUGCCAAGGCUCUUGACGAAACUUUGAAGCAUUACUGUGGGCAGGGGUAUUCGGGGGUAUGUGUUAAGUAUCGUGCGGCGAAGGACUCCAAUGCAGUUCUACUCCAAAAUAUCAGAAACGCAUCAUUUAGUAUAGGUUCGUCAUACCAGUUUGACAUGCACAACGGAGAGCCCCUUUCAGGCAUUGAAAUUAUGAACUACAGACAAGGACAAAAGUAUACUUCCGUUGGAUUAUACAACACCAAAUCAGGAGUUCUCACAAUUUCGGACAAUACACUUAUUUAUCCAAGUACUAUUCAGCCUGCUACAUUUUACUCAAUAUGUCCGGGUAUUUGUGGAGAUUGUUCCUAUUUGACCAAAACGAAAUACACCUACGAGCACGGUGACGUCAUAAUUGGAGGUUUAUUUGGAUUACACAAUACACAUCAACUCUACCCCACUUUAUGUGGUGAUAUAAGAUUGAGUUACGGUGUUCAGUUUGGACUCGCCAUGUUCUAUGCCAUUGAUGCAGUUAACAAUAAGCAGGCUCCCGUCUCUUUGAAUGGCAUAAAACUAGGAGGUCUAACUCUUGACCAUUGCGGUAUUCCUAAUCGACCUGGCGAACUUAUUUCUUAUGUUUACACAAACACUGGACUCCUAUCAUCGGAGGAUAGAAUGAAACUAGAUACAUCGAGUAUCAUUGGAUGGAUAACUGACAACACAGCUGCUGUUGAUAGUGCAGCAAUGGUGACCGAGAAGUUAGACAUCCCACUUGUCAGUCCACUAGCUUCUAGUGCAGCUUUUCAGGACAAAGAGAAAUAUCCAAACUUCUUCAGAACGAUACAAGGCGAUGUAACAAUAUCAGUUGCCAUUUCAAAACUAGCAAAAUCAUUGUCUUAUAACUAUGUGAAUGUAAUAUAUUCUGCAGACUCCUUUGGAAAAGGUGGAAUGGAAACAUUCGAAGCGGUAGCCACGCAAGAGGAGAUAUGUGUUCUUCAAAAAUACAUGGUGACCCCAUCUAUGAAUGCUUCUCAAAUUUUAAAAUUAAUAUCGCUUAGCACAAGCCAGGUUGUGGUUUUGUGGACAAAUGGUGCCGAUACAACCGCUCUUCUGAGGGCAAAAAACAUCAGCAGUGGGGCGUAUCAAGAUAUGGUGCUUAUCUCCUCAAUGCCAUAUAUGGCUUUGGCACAAUCUUUCGGUAAUAGUGCUUCAAAAUCAUUCUUCUUUAACAUCAAAACAAGAAAUGACCCAAAGUAUCUCCAGUUCUUAGCUGCGUUUCCAAGUGAUGUUUUUCUGGCGAAUGCAUUCUUGUAUGAGUAUUACACUAAGCUAUUUGGCUGCAAUCUACCUGGAAGCAGCACCUAUAGCACCCAUUGCUCUCAACCGUACGCGCCCAUCACUUCCGCCCGUGGAUUUGCACAAGACAAUUACGUGAUUCCCACAAUAAACGCUGUUUACUCACUUGUCGGAGCUAUGGAUGCUGUGCUUAAAGACAAAUGUGGGCAAAACUAUCAAGGGAUAUGUGCUGCUUUCUCCUCUACCCCUAAUAUUAAUGACAAAAUAAUGGACAAAAUGGAAAAAUUAACGUUUAGGGAUCCUCUUGGAAACAAUUUCGAGUAUAUUGAUCGUGAGGGCAACAUGGGAAUGGAAGUUAUAUACCUAUACAAUAAUGAUCUAACUACGGUUGGAGAGUUUGCCGGAGCGUCCUUGAAUUUGAAAGUUGGUACCUACAUUCCACCAGCUGUUUCCUCCUCUUGUCCGCCCCCAUGUCAACAGUGUAUUCAGAAAAAUAUUGAAUUCACCUACAUCCCUGGCGACAUUCUUCUUGGUGGCUUGUUUGAUGUCCACGAGAACAGUUUGAUUCCUUUCUCUUGUGGUGAUUUGAAUAUACAAGGUGGAUUCCAGCUCUUGGAGGCCUUCAAUUACGCCCUCGAGAAAGUGAAUGACAAGACUGGUCAAUUCCAGAAUGUUCUAAGGAAUGUUAAACUUGGUGGUAUUGGUUUGGAUGCCUGUCAGAGUUCUAUUCGAAUGGGAUAUCUCGUGUCUGACAUCCACAAUGGUAUAAUUAAGCUAACAAGAAAUGGACAGACGGUGAAUCCUGACGAUAUCAGUUUAUACAUUGGUGGUGGAUCCAGUGACAGUUCACUUUACUUGGCGCGUCUUUUAAAAACACUGAAGUUACCCCAAAUCAGUUACAUGUCAAGCAGUGAUUCUCUUUCAAAUCAAGACAGGUAUCCGUAUUUCAUGAGGACGAUUCCUGCCGAUGACAAGCAAUCACUCGCAAUGAUAAAAUUCCUAGACGCUCAGAAUAUUCGGUAUGUUCAAAUCGUUCAUACACCAAAUGAAUAUGGAAAAAUGGGAGCUGAGAAAUUUAAAAAUCUUGCUGCUCAGAAUAAAAUUUGUGUCGCUCAGACCAUUGAGUUCCCUGAUAAUUCGUCUGUGACACAGGAAAGUGCUGAUAAAGUUGUUCGCGCUAUGCUAGAGAAACCUGUUGCCAAUACAAUAGUUGUAUUUGCUAAUGCCAAAUACAUUCAUGAAAUGCUGAAAGCAAUGACGAGAAACGCCGGGGCUAUUGGCAAGUUUAGAUUCAUUGGGUCAGAAACGUGGGGAAAUAAUUAUGAUGCUAUUUCAGGUGUUGAGUAUUUGGCUAAGGGAUCAAUCACUUUGAAUCUGGAGUCAUCCGACAUAAGAGAUUUUGAUUCUCAUAUAGGGCAAAAAUCUCCUGGAAAUUACCCUGAAAACCCCUGGUUUCCUGAAUUCUAUGAAGAAAUGGUGAAUUGCUACCUAACUGUUCCAACCUCAAAACACAAAACUCAAUGUCUUUCGCAGACGAUGAACAUUGCUGCUGAGCGUGACUACAUACAAGACCCUGGUAUUCUGCAUGUGAUUAACGCUGUUUUUGCUGCUGCAUAUGGACUCGAUGACGUACUGAAGUCUCUUUGUGGGGUGAAUUACACGACGGUAUGUGAACAGUUCAAAAAUAACCAAAACCGUCACAAUUUAUUGGUGCAGAGUGUACUAAGGUCCACCUUCGUCGAUCCUUCCGGAGCUACUUUCAGUUUCCGAACAGACCGAAGAGAUGGAAACAAAGGUUACAUGCUGUACGAUAUCAAAGAAAGAAUGACCAUGAAUGAGCUUGGUUACACUUAUGAAAAGAUCGGCGAGUUCUCAAGCCAGGACGUCUUGACAGUUGAAAAUACAUACACAUCUAAUUGGGACGGAAGUUGUGAAAGACAAGGGUCCUGCUCUGAAUGUCCAACUGUUCGAAACUUGUUGCAGAGAUACAUGCUUCAGCCUGCCAGAGACCAGUCCACAAAUGGAGCAACCCUUUUGGCUAUUCUGCCAAUUCACAAACGGGGAACUGAUCGUUAUUUAUGCGGACAUCUUGACAUUGGUGUACUUUACAAUGCCCUUGCAUUUAUUUACACAUUAGAUACCUACUUUCCAACAACUAAAUACAAACUGCGUGGGCUAAUUGUCGAUAGUUGUUCAAACAAUUUGAGAGUAGACCAGGAUCUUUACAGUCUGUUUUCACGUGGACGGUUGUGUAAUACAGAGUUCUCAUUUGAUGGGGAAAUAAGUAAUAAGACUCUUGCAGGUCUUAUAACUAGUACCUCCGAUCAUGUUAUGGCAGCAAACCGCGUCUUAGCCCCUCUUAAAGUACCUAUUCUUAGCAAUAGCGCAACUUCUACUGCACUCAGUGAUAAAGAGAAAUAUCCCUUUUUUGCUAGAACCGUCCCACCAGACAACUUACAAAUGGAUGUCAUCGUUAGAAUUCUAAAAAAUAAAAACUGGAAUUCAGCUUCCGUUAUCUAUAGCAGUGAUACUUAUGGAAGAACUCUAUUCGAAGAUUUCUUAACUAGAGCAAGAAACAUGCAAACAUGUGCUGGUGCUCAUAUUGCUGUUCCCUAUCCAGCGACAUUAGACCAAGCAAAGGAUGCAAUUAGAUAUAUCGAAAGUAACUCAAAGUCUAAGGUAAUUGUUCUCAUAUCAAGUGACCCAAAGAUUGUUCUACAAGCUGCUAAAGAACUAAACGUACUGGACAAGUAUUUAUGGAUUGGAACUGACACAUGGGGUUCUAGCUUGGAAGUCGUUAGUGGAAUGGAGGGUGACCUUUUGGGAUCAAUCACGGUAGAGCCAAGAUCAACUCCUGUUGAAAAGUUUGCUAGAUAUGUCAGUGAGUUGAAGUACAAUGACCGUAAAGGGAUUCCUAAUGACUGGUUCGAAGAAUUUUACCAGAUGUUCCACAAAUGUAACAUUCAAUCCGCGAAAGUUAACUUUCCACAGUACAGUGCUUGUACAGGAAGUGAAACCAUAGAUGACUGGACCAAAAUAGAUUUUCAGCCCUAUGUCCUUAAUACCAUUGCAGCCACAUAUGCUUAUGCUAAAGCCAUCGAUGCAGUGUCCAACGGUAGAUGUAUUUCCACAGCUUCCUUUGAAGAAUGUUUCAGAGUAGACGAAUCUUGGAAUGAACUCUUUAGCAGUAUUCUGAAUGUGGAAUGGAAUGUCCAGAGUAGUUUAGACCUCAGUCGAUCUUUCAUCUUGAAAUUUAAUAGCGAUCGUUUCUGGGACAUCGGUUAUAAUAUUAAAACAUUAUCAAGUUCUACGGAAUACCAAGAUAUGGGUAGCUUGAUCAGCGCUAGCUUCCAGUUCUCAUCAAACUAUGACAAUAAUAAGGGAAAUAACUGGUCGCCAUGUCGAAGCACUGCAGUUUGUGACUGUUCAGCCCCUGUAGUGAGUGCCCAGACAAGCAACGAUACCAUAAGGCGUGUCAAAGCAGCGGAACCUAGGAACUAUCUGUUCUACAACGUUAUGAACACUACAAUUAACAAUCAAUUUGUGCCCAUCUAUGAUUUAACCUACAAGUGGCCAAUUUGGGCAAUAGCUGUAGCAGUUCCUACUUGCGUCGGAUUGUUUAUCACGUUUUUCCUCUUUUUGUACCUUCUAAUAUUCUACGAAAUCAGGGGAGGCACAACCAUACUAGGAUUUUUGAUGAUGUUUGGAAUAUUGGGAAUUUAUGCCAUCAAUUUCGCGUUCUUCCUUCCAGCUGCAACAGACACAUGUGGUGCUAGACAGUUUUGCAUGGGAGUGGUAUAUGCAAUCGUUUUUGCUGCUCUUCUUGUCAAAGCAGUUGACAACUGGCGAUUCGGCGAGAAUGUAGACUACUUCAACCAACAGCAAAUGGAUGAAAAAUACAAAGGGAUCACGGGGAAAGGAGUACUACUCUUAAUUGCUUUGGGAAUAGUCUGCGUGCAGUUAAUUAUACCCAUUCAAUGGCUAGUCCAUCGUCCUCCUUCCGCAAGUUUGAUGGCUGAUGCAACAGAGAUACAUGACUGGAUGAUGUGCGAUCCACAUGACAUGUAUGACAAAGCGUUGGUGAUGUCAAUGAUUUUUGUCAUGUUUUUAGUCUUGCUUACUGCAAUAUUUUCCGCCAUGGCAUGGGACAGUGAUAAUAACAACUACGAAUCACGUUGGAUUCUGGUCUCCAGUGUGUGUACAGCCGGCUGCUUUAUGGUGUGGAUGAUCGUCAUAACGAACGCGUCACCGCCAUAUCGUGAUGCGGCGGUGGCACUGGGUAACUUCUUUAACGCUACCGCCAUUUUAAUUUUCACAAUCAUCCGAAAAGUGGUGAUCAUGUUGUGGCCACGUGAUCCGGAGGAAAUGGAGGAGGAAAAACCUGGAUCAAUUAUUGACGAGAGGGCAAACGAUGUGUAUUCCACAGUUUACUCAAAUCCAGGAUAUGACAACGAUGACGCAGUCUUCCAACCGUCUUCACCAAGGCAGAGUGAACUUGACAACGGAGACGUGGGAUUUUAAAUAGAAAAUAGACGAAGUGAGUAGGCAAAUGAAAAAAAUAUUUAAUAAACAGUGCUAUUGGAUCCUCCGAUCCUGUGGAGCCGGAUAAAGCUGUGAAAUGUCUCUUUUGUACCAUAUCCAUGUACGAAGGGUAGACGAAAGCCAUAUGUUCCACAAAAGCCAAUACCCUCGUAUGAUAAGGAUACAUUAAAUUAAUGUCUUCAGGAUACCUACAUGUAACGGCUUUUCAGAAGGUUCACUCGUGUGUAAUUUUUUUUCUCUUCGUAAUCAAUUACUUUUCAAUGGUAAAUGAAAAAUGAUAUUGACAAUUCCAAAGUAAUUGCUGCUGAGAUUCUUUUUCCAAUGAUUUUUUUUACUGUUGUAUCUUGCCAUGAUACUAGAUGUAUUUGUCAAAUUAAGCAAUCUCAGUCUUUGACCAGAAUGUCAUGAGAGUUUCUUAUAGAAAGAUGCUGAUUUCUGUGAAUGAAUGUUUUUCAAAUGCGCGUGUUUGUUAGUGGGUGAAUAAUUGUUGAGAAUUUCAUAUAAGAUAUUUGUACAUUUAAAGGCUUCACUUAGUUCAGACGUGAUGUGCGUCUGUAGUACGGUGUUUAUAUAAUUUUUGUACUAUUACGUAUAUAUAUGAUUGUGAUAUAUUUUUUAUACAAUAAAAUUUUUUUGUAUAUA
Molecule: messenger RNA, 7368 nt
Organism: Saccostrea echinata
Lineage: Eukaryota; Metazoa; Mollusca; Bivalvia; Ostreida; Ostreidae
Exons: 9
Coding region: 22-6705 (2227 amino acids)
Biological process (GO): G protein-coupled receptor signaling pathway
Cellular component (GO): membrane
Molecular function (GO): adenylate cyclase inhibiting G protein-coupled glutamate receptor activity
Source: RefSeq, a predicted model, not a curated record